AUGAUGACGGAGCAAUCAGGCCAUGGUGAGUGCAUUAACUACUUGCACUACCCAGUCUGACCGUUGCGCACCCGUCACCUGCUACCUAAACCCGUCUUUUUUACUUUGAAAUAGAUAAGACCAUGCAGUACACUAAACCGCAGUCAAGAAAGCUUAAGUUUGUUCCAGAGCUCAUUAGAAUCGAGGAGGUUUCGGAGGAGAAGGAGGAGGAGGAGGAGGAUGAGGAGGAGGAGUGCGAGGAGGAUGAUGAGGAUGACAGCACAAAUGACAAAAACGGCGUAUAUACAGAGGUGAUGGAGAAGGACCAGCAGCAGAAUGUGCACGCUGGUGGAGACGCGGACUGUUUUGCUAUCGCCUCAGAAGUAAAUGGUGGAAACUGUGAGGUGUGUACAGAAGUGGAAAACGGAGACAAAGAAGUGAUUCCGGCGCCAUCCGCCGGAAGACGGCGGCCUCCACGAUGGAGGUCCGUUUACAUGUCGUCGCGUAAGUCCACAACUACUUUUCUGCCAUGUUACUGCUUUAGCACUUCGUCUCCCUUAUGA
Molecule: messenger RNA, 542 nt
Organism: Spirometra erinaceieuropaei
Lineage: Eukaryota; Metazoa; Platyhelminthes; Cestoda; Diphyllobothriidea; Diphyllobothriidae
Source: the annotation of a GenBank genome assembly